AUGCGUCUCACGUACGGACUAGUAGUCCUCAGCUCACAAGCUUUGAUCCUCAACAUCGCUUCUGCUUCGCCUCUAUGGCGCAACGAAAUACCAACAGCAACAUCACAUCCAGUCCCGAUAGCAGACACACAAGCACUGCCCGCAUUCUCUUCAACCUUAGACUGGACACCACGAAACACUCAUCAGAGAAGAUCUCUCCAUCAACCGCCCUCAACAGGCAGCAUUAUCGGCAUGCCCUUCAGGACUCCCUUACAGCUAGAACACGAAGCUCAAACACGAUCAGCGAGAGAUCUACUAGCACGUACAGCCGCCCUGCUGCUCGACACAUCCAGAUCGGAUGUAGUAGCUGGCUUGGAUUCGCUCAACACGAGGACGGUGCAGAGACUCGCCGAUGCUGCCAGGAGGCUAAAGGCUCGUGUGGAUGCCAGCAUACCGCGAGAACAUCUGGUGGAUAUUUCCAAUUCGACUAUGACGAAGCGAGAUGUUGUGGGAGAAGAGAAAGUACCGACGCCGAAUUUGGUGCGACUGGCGAACAAGGUGUUGUCGACAGAACGAAGGAGUGGAAGUUUGGCAACGAGGUUUGUUGACCUUGUUCGUCGGACUUCAGUGUGA
Fulvia fulva is the source of this 612-nucleotide messenger RNA. RefSeq lists its product as uncharacterized. The transcript has a single exon. Lineage: Eukaryota; Fungi; Ascomycota; Dothideomycetes; Mycosphaerellales; Mycosphaerellaceae. Bases 1 to 612 code for a protein of 203 amino acids. The record is from RefSeq and is a predicted model, not a curated record.